Molecule: messenger RNA, 615 nt
Organism: Caenorhabditis briggsae
Lineage: Eukaryota; Metazoa; Nematoda; Chromadorea; Rhabditida; Rhabditidae
Exons: 4
Coding region: 1-615 (204 amino acids)
Biological process (GO): CDP-choline pathway
Molecular function (GO): phosphatidylcholine binding; choline-phosphate cytidylyltransferase activity
Source: RefSeq, a predicted model, not a curated record
AUGUUUCAUCAUGGACAUGCGAAACAGUUUUUGCAAAUCAAACAAUCGUUUCCGAGUGUUUAUUUGAUUGUUGGAGUGAAUUCCGACGAGGAAACGCUGAAAUACAAGGGACGAACAGUGCAAUCGGAAGACGAGCGAUACGAAGCGAUUCGCCACUGUCGAUAUGUGGAUGAGGUCUAUCGAGGCUCUCCGUGGACGUUUCCCAUUGAGUUUUUGAAGGAAUUGAAGGUCGACUUCAUUUCGCACGACGCCCUGCCUUAUCAGGGACCACUCGGCGAGGAUAUCUACGAGAAGUACAAAACGGCGGGCAUGUUCCUGGAGACGCAGCGAACUGAGGGAAUCUCGACGAGCGAUUCGAUUUGUCGAAUUAUCAGAGACUACGAUACGUACGCGAGACGAAACUUGAAUCGAGGAUAUACGGCGAAAGAGCUCAAUGUUGGAUUUUUGACGACCAGCAAGUACCGUAUCCAGGAUACUGUAGACGAGUUUGUCGAGUUUCUGCACGUCUGGAAAGCCAACGCCGAGCACUACAUCGACAGCUUCCUUCAGACGUUUGCUCGGGACAUUGUGGCUCCGCCCACUGGACGUCGUCAAGUUGAAGAGAAGCAGGAAUAA